AACUGCUCUGAAGAUUCUUCGGUUUCUGUGUGCUGGUGUCAGUGGAAAGGACAAGGACACGAACGAAUUGAUUUCCAACGGCCAUGAGUCGAAACUAGAUGGUACUGAAGUAUUGUGCUACCCCGUGGAAAGACCCAGCUCAUGCUGGGCUGUGGCAGAGUGAGGACGAGAGCAAGAGAUCAAGCCUUGCAACUGGCGAACAGUGAAAUAAUUUCGCAUAAGUGCAACCAUCCUCCCUGUUGGGCCUUGUCGUUGUCGCGAGGAUUCUCUCAGCCAGUUCCUUAUGAUUGAGAUCACAUAAGGUUUAUCUUGUCGAGCGUGGACUUCACGUCGGCACGGCAGCAUGGUGAGAGGCGCUGCAAGCAAGAUCGAUCCCUUCAACGACCCGGCCAUUCGGGGUUUUUUCAAUCCCAAGGAUCCAGAAGUUGUCUAUGCUGACUUCAGGGAAAUUGGCCAUGGCGGCUUCGGGUCUGUUUAUUACGCGCGUGACAAUGUCACCAGCGAGGUGGUGGCCAUCAAGAAGAUGGCAUACAGUGGCAAGCAGGCACAAGAGAAAUGGCAAGACAUCGUAAAGGAGGUGAAGUUCUUACGCGAGUGUGCGCACGAUCACAUUGUUCUUUACAAGGGCUGCUUCAUCAAGGAGUGCCAUGCCUGGCUGGUCAUGGAGUACUGUAUUGGAUCAGCGUCGGACAUUAUCGAAGUGCACAAAGCACCGUUGGAGGAAGACGAGAUCAGUGCCGUGUGCCACGGUGCGCUCCAAGGACUUCUCUACCUUCACGGACAUGACCGGAUCCAUCGCGAUAUCAAAGCGGGCAACAUUCUUCUAACCGAUACUGGCCGAGUCAAGUUAGCUGACUUUGGCUCAGCGUCCUUCGUUUCGCCAGCGAAUUCCUUCGUGGGGACUCCUUACUGGAUGGCACCAGAAGUAAUCCUUGCCAUGGACGAGGGCCAGUAUACGGGCAAUGUGGAUAUCUGGUCUCUUGGUAUCACGUGUAUCGAGCUGGCUGAACGCAAACCGCCGUUGUUCAACAUGAAUGCCAUGUCUGCGCUCUACCACAUAGCGCAGAACGAACCACCGACGCUGAAGGAUGCACAUGAGUGGUCAUCAACAUUUGUCGACUUUGUUGCCCAAGCACUCCACAAGGAGCCAGAAAACCGGCCGUCAUCUUCUCAUCUUAUGCAGCAUCGGUUUUUGGAUCGCACUGAUAUGCCCAAAAGCAUACUGGGGAUGAUCUCAAGAACGAAGCGAGCCGUGCGCAAGCUGGAUAAUCUCAACUACCGCAAGAUGAAGAAGGUACUGAUGGCGGACGGUGAAGACAGCGACCUGGACCUACUCGACGUCACCGUCAGCCAUUUAGCUCUGGACGAGCGACAGACUGCGGACCGAGAGUCUCAGACGUCCGAUGCCGACACGGAGGUGAGCAGUACUGCGGAGAAGAUGGACAGUGACAUGGAUGAGCAAAGCUGUGAUAACAUCUCGACGUCGGGCCAUCACGAUGCUGCUGGUGACUCUAGACUGGCCAACAUGGGUUUUGACUUGUCAGCAAGCAGUACAACGCCCACCGGUCCCCCCUCUGCCUCCUCGGCGGCCGGCAAUGGAGCAGUGGGUAGCAGCUCCAGCAACAACACCCUGGGUCACCGUAACAGCGUGCAGAGUCCCGGCGACUCCAUCGUUGGCACGCCGACCAACUCCACAAUGGCCUCGGUCACCAGUGGCGGCGAGCCGACCCUGACGGUGGAGAGUCGCAGUGAACGAGGUGACAUAGCAGCGGCGGCACCAAUCCCUUCAACGCCCUCCAACCACCAUCAUCGUGGCAGUGUCACGUCGGCGGCAAGUCGAACAAGCCUGCCCAGAGCAGCACCACCCGUCGCAGCGGCAGCGAGCGCAAUGUCAUCGUCCGCGCCCACGAGCAGCGAAGGCUCCACAUCGACACGACCGAAAGUCUCGAGCCAGUUAAGCGGUGGCUCGGUAAGGAGCGGUGCUCCGGAUUUCGUGGCAAGCCCGGGUGGCGGCAGUGGCUCCAUGUCCGCUCCCACGUCGAGAACAAAUAGUGCGGGUACGGCAGCACCGCUAAGCAGGAAAACCAAGUCAUCGUUCCACGAGGCAAUGAAGACAACGUUAGAGCGGCCGGAAAGUGCGGAGAGCUCCGAGAGCGGUAUGUCCUCUUCAAUGUCGUCCGUCUCCUCCUCAAUCCUGAGCAGCGGUGCCACAGGAAACGACAUGAGCUCACCAACUCCCUCGCCGUUCACGAUCUCCAUAACAGCUGUUAAUAGACCGAUGACGUAUGAGAACUCUCAGUUCAGCACCCUGCGUCCGCAAGCGCUGGUCGACAAGGAACAGGAGCAGCACUUGGAGGCCAACAACUUCCGCGAGCAGAUGGCACUGUACAAAGACCUGCGCCAACAGCAUACAAAGCAGCUUCGGAAUCUCAAUCGCAAGCAGAAUGACGAGAUGACGGAUCAUCGACGGGUGCUUGAUCGCGAGAUUGAAGCACAGAGUCAUCUUUAUGAGCGCGAGAUGGAGAAAGUGCGAGUGAAGGCCAGAACCGAGCUGGAGAGCAAGUGCCGUAACCUGACACACGAGGAGAAGAAGUUCUGUCGCCAGCAGAAAGACCAUCAUGACAGCGAACUGAAGGCUUUUCAAAACUCCCUCAAAGCUCAGUAUAAGGAGCAGAAAGUCGUCUCCAAAAAGGAGCUGGAAGAGGAUUCGUCGCUGACUUCCUCUGACCGCAAGUCUCUGCUACGCCAGCGCAAGGAGGCCAUUCUGGAGCGGCACGCUACCAACGAGGCCAGCAAGGUGACGGACAUGCGCGAGUCAGCCGGCGCCAUCCUGAUGCAGUUCCGGCGAGACCUGAUGAUUCAGCGGCACGCGUUCGAGAAGAGCCUCAUCGAAGAGGAGCUGAAUGUGAUGCAGGCGCACAAGGACUCUGCGCAGGAGAUGCGUCAGCGCCACCACAGCGCCACGCAGGACGUGGAGGAGAAGCACCUGAUGGCCAUGCAGUCGCUGCGCCUCACGCAGCUGGAGAAGCAGCACACCGAGGAGUUGUCCAAUCAGACCGAGUACAACAAACGCAGCGAGAGAGAGCUACAGCGCAAACACAUGCUGGAGAUCAAACAGCAGCCGAAGAGUCUCAAGAACCGUCAGAGCCACAUUCGCAAGCACCUGCGCGGAGCCAUGAAGAUCCAGACGCAGCAGUUCAAGCAGCUGCAAAAGCAAAUCAUCGCCAACGCCCCCAAGGAGGAGCACAAGGAGUUGCUGCGUCAGUGCAAGGAGGAGCAGGAUCGGAAGAUGGCAGCGCUGGCCGGCCAGUAUGAGCGCAGCAUUGCCGAAAUGCUGCAGCAAUCGACGAUCAAGCUGGACGAAGCCCAAAUCCGUCAGCAGGGUUUGCUGCAGACGAAGCUGAAGUCUGAGCACGAGAUGCUGGUGUCGUUCCAGAAGAAGCAGAUGUCUAACCUGCUGCAGCAGCACGAGAAAGAACGCCAGGAGCUCAACAGCAAGUUCCGCAGUCGUACCGAGGAGCUGGAGAAGAAGCGGUUUGAUGAGAGCAAGCGUCUGCAGCGUAUUCGUCUGGAGCGGCAGCGGGAGCUACAGCAGCGGCAGCUGUUUGAAAUGAAGGAGUUUGAGGUGUUGCCCGGGGGUUUCCCGGCCGGCACCGCGCCGCCAGAGGUGCUAUCUCGUCGCCAGCUUGCAUCGUGAGAGAGGUGGCCAGCAUGAGAGGGCGUAUGCAGUGUCAUCUCGUGCCAUCCGGGCGGUCGAGUGUGCAUGCGUUUCCACAGUCAGAUCCAAUCCAAUCCGGGCAGCAUGAUCGCGUGUCCACGUGUGAUCAUUGUCACUGGAAUUUGCCCAGGUACACGUAUUGCUGUCGUCAUCAUCAUCAUCGACACCGCUGCAUGGAGGGGUCCAGUGACUUUGUCUGCUCUGUGCGCGCGUCUUUACGGCAUAUUCCUGCCAUAUUCCAUAGCCGUGCGUCCGUCGUAUGUGAACUUUGCUCCCCCUCCUCCCUUCUCUCUCUCUCUCUCUCUCUCUCUCUCUCUCUCUCUCUCUCUCUCUCUCAUGGGUGUGUAUGUGGGUACAAGCGCUCUCAUCCAGCCCUCGUUUCCUCUGCACACAUGUGCCUCUGUUCUUUGUUGGGAGGAGGAGGUGUGCUGCUGCUGCUGCUAAUCAGUCUAGGUAACCACCACUUGACACCAUGACCAGGAGACCCGGUGCGGUUUGCUUGUCAUGUGUUUGUGUGUCGGUGCAACGUGCACUGUCGUCGCUGUCAGUCCAUCAUCAUGAUCCCAACCCCCUAACGCCCUAACCCUGUUGGCGGAUGCUGGCGACAGUAGUUCCCUUGCCCCCCCCCCCCCCCCCCCCUCGCCCCAACUUCCUGCUAUGGCUGAGCAGAGUUUGAGGGCGUAUGGUUUGUCUGUGCAUGUCCGUGGCCGUGUCACGCUGUAUAAACAACUGUCUUGGGCGUCGCGCCGUGACCUUGAGUGUGCCCCAAGGCCCCCGUGAUCGGCGAUCCGUUUGCUGAUCUUCCCCCCUACUUCCUUCGCCGCACUUCGCUAUUGGAUGUCUUGGUAGUGUGUGUGUGUGUGUGUGUGUGUGUGUGUGUGUGUGUGUGUGUGUGUGUGUGUGUGUGUGUGUGUGUGUGUGUGUGUGUGCGGAGUGUGCUGUGUAUCUAACCGUCCAUUCUGCAUGUGUGUGUCGGCGAGCGUUGUGUGCGUGCGUGCGUGCUCCCCACUCUUGGCUUCUUUUCAAAUAUGUCUGCAUUGCUAUUUUAAUCUUGCCUCCCGAUCCCGUGGUGAUCCGUUGUGUGUGUGUGGGCGUGCGAGCAUGCACGCGUGUGUGUCGUGGGCUUUUAUUUACUGUGCGGUUCGGUCUCUCCUUGCGUCGACCACGUAUCAUGUCCACGUGAUGAUGUUUUGCCCAGUUCUGUUUCCCCCUUUUUCCCAAUCUUGCCUCCCAGUCUGUUUGCAAUGGCCUGGGGUUUCCCCUUUGGGGGGACGUGCUGAACAAACCUGCCUCUAUGUUGUUGGAGCAGUAUUGUUUCUCGCUAAUCCGGCCCACCCUGUGUUUUCAAACUAAAGACAGGCUCAGAUGGGUUCUUGUUUCGUUGCCGGGGUUUUCCUCGCUUCCCGUUUUCUGCUCCACCACAUUUCUCGUGAUAUUUUCUGUGAUUGCCAUGUUGUUUUUAUUUCUCUUGCUAGUUUCAUACGAAACACUCGUGCACGCUCUGUUCCGUCGACCGUGGUCUCUUGUGGCCCGGUCACCGCAUGAAACACACGCCUAUACUCCCUUCGUUGUUGUUUUUUUUGUUUGUUUUUGACUGCCUCCGUGUCUAUACAUGCAUAAGCGCUGUGCUGCUGUUUUCUCCCCUUCCAUGCUUUGCCCUAUCCUGUGUCUGUGCGUGUGUGUCCUUGCCCUUCUUCUGAUCCAUAUCCAUAUACAAGAGAACUAUUGCUUGCAGGGCACUUCGUACAGGUGCUCACCCCUAGUUGUUUUGUUUUCUCCCGUUAUUUUCUGCCUCGUGUUGUUGUUCCGUGCAUUGCGUGUAGGGAGAUGUGUUGCUAUCUUUCCCCGAAUUCUGUUACCAUUGAAACCGA
Sycon ciliatum is the source of this 5589-nucleotide messenger RNA. RefSeq names its product serine/threonine-protein kinase TAO3-like. Gene Ontology annotation, biological process: protein phosphorylation. Gene Ontology annotation, cellular component: cytoplasm. The transcript has 25 exons. The record is from RefSeq and is a predicted model, not a curated record. Bases 344 to 3697 code for a protein of 1117 amino acids. NCBI's taxonomy places the organism in Eukaryota, Metazoa, Porifera, Calcarea, Leucosolenida, Sycettidae. Gene Ontology annotation, molecular function: protein serine/threonine kinase activity; ATP binding.